This is a messenger RNA of Nothoprocta perdicaria, 1525 nucleotides long. It is a transcript of the gene TBX1, whose product is annotated as T-box 1. Gene Ontology annotation, cellular component: nucleus. Gene Ontology annotation, biological process: positive regulation of DNA-templated transcription; regulation of transcription by RNA polymerase II; cell fate specification. Bases 1 to 1425 code for a protein of 474 amino acids. Lineage: Eukaryota; Metazoa; Chordata; Aves; Tinamiformes; Tinamidae. Gene Ontology annotation, molecular function: RNA polymerase II cis-regulatory region sequence-specific DNA binding; DNA-binding transcription factor activity, RNA polymerase II-specific. The record is from RefSeq and is a predicted model, not a curated record. The transcript is spliced from 7 exons.
AUGAUUUCAGCUAUCUCCAGCCCCUGGCUCACCCAGCUGUCCCAUUUUUGCGAUGUUGCAGCUUUCACGGCCAACAGCCUGAGCAGCCUGAACGCGUCCGGGGGGUACCACCUCUCCCCCUCCCCGGGGGACGCGUACGGACAGCAUGAGCCGCCGCACUACGAGCCCUGCCCGGCUCCGCAGCACCCGCACCCGCCGCCCCAGCACGGCUACCCCUUCGCGGCGGCCGGGGCCAACCCGCCGCCCCCCGGGCCGGAGCCGCCCGAGGGCGCCGGAGGGGGUGCAGCCGCGGGCCCCGCCGCCGUCUCGGGCUGCUCAGCGGGGCCACCCACCGCCGCCAAGGCGCCCGUGAAGAAGAACCCCAAAGUGGCCAACGUGAGCGUGCAGUUGGAGAUGAAGGCGCUGUGGGACGAGUUCAACCAGCUGGGCACCGAGAUGAUCGUCACCAAGGCCGGCAGGCGCAUGUUCCCCACGUUCCAGGUGAAGAUUUUCGGCAUGGACCCCAUGGCGGACUACAUGCUGCUCAUGGAUUUCGUCCCCGUGGAUGACAAGCGAUACCGAUACGCCUUCCACAGCUCCUCGUGGCUCGUGGCCGGCAAGGCCGACCCCGCCACCCCUGGCAGGGUGCACUACCACCCCGACUCCCCGGCCAAAGGGGCGCAGUGGAUGAAGCAGAUCGUCUCCUUCGAUAAGCUCAAACUCACCAACAACCUGCUGGACGACAACGGGCACAUCAUUUUGAACUCCAUGCACAGAUACCAGCCGCGUUUUCACGUGGUCUACGUGGACCCCAGGAAAGACAGCGAGAAAUACGCGGAGGAGAACUUUAAAACYUUCGUGUUCGAGGAGACGCGCUUCACGGCUGUGACCGCCUACCAAAACCACCGGAUCACACAGCUCAAGAUCGCCAGUAACCCUUUUGCCAAGGGAUUCAGAGACUGUGACCCUGAAGACUGGCCCAGGAAUCACAGGCCCGGGGCCCUGCCUCUCAUGAGUGCUUUUGCCAGAUCUCGCAACCCGGUGUCUUCCCCUGCGCACCAGAAUGGGACAGAGAAAGACGGCGCCGAGGCCCGGCGGGACUACGAGCGGGAGGCGGCGGGCGGGACGCCCCUGCACGGCGACCCCGCGCACCAGCAGCUCAUGUCGGGCCGGCCGAGCCCCCCGCACCACGAACUGCGCCUCGAGCCCGCCGCCUCGGAGCCGCUGCACCACCACCCCUACAAGUACCCGCCGGCCGCCGCCUACGACCACUACCUGGGCGCCAAGAGCCGGCCCGCGCCAUACCCGCUGCCCGGCAUCCGCGGCCACACCUACCACCACCACCAUCACCACCACAUGAACGCGGCGGCCGCGGCGGCGGCGGCCGCCGCCAACAUGUACUCGUCGGCCGGCGCCCCCGCCAACUACGACUACGGGCCCAGAUAACGUCACCACCCCGGCCAGAGACUAGCGGCGGCCGCGACCGUUAGGACCGUUGCCGUGCUCCCCAUCUUCCCGCCUUUCCCUCCCUUCCCGCCUCGCGAGC